UCUGCAAAGCGCAAGCAUAAUCAGACGAGUAGUUGCCUGCUGAAAUAUCCACACUAAUUUCAUAGUUUUAGAAUUUAGCAGUGAAAUUCAAACAUGGGGAAUGACCAGUCAUCUGAAAUUAAUGAUUUGAAGAGCAAUGCAAGACAAAUGAGGAGCGAUGCAAGAGAGAGGGAAGAAGCUUUAGAAGUAUGGACUCGAGAGCAAACUGAAGCUAGGGAAGAGAGGGAGAGAGAAGCAAGCGAAGAAAGGGAAAGAGAAGCUAUGGAACAACAGCUGAAAGAUGAUCGCCACAAAAGAGAAUUAGAAAAACUUGCGAAUCAAUUAAAGCAGAUGGAUAUCGACCGAAAGAAUAAGGAAGACAUACAAGCUAGGGCAGAAGAAAUAAAACUAAGAAAGGAAAAGGAAGAAGAAAUAAGAAUAAUAGAAGAAAGAAUGAGAAAGGAAAAAGAAGAGAAAAUAAGGAUCAGAGAAGAAAAGGAAAGACAAGAAAAAUUAAGAGCUGAAAUAGAAAAAAAAAGGAUGCAAAAUAUCGCAGAACUGCGCGCCGAAAUCGAGAAAAUUAAACCUGGCGGAUCAUUUGAGUUUCCUGAUGACGAUAUUAAAUUUCCAAAACGCCUUAACAUAGGUCUGUAUGGGGCAACUGGGAUAGGUAAAACGUCCUUGAUGAACUCUUUGAAAUUCGCAGUAAAAGGUGAGUUGAAAGAAACUCACCGAGAGCAAGCCGCGCCAGACGAUUUUGAGGGUGGUCACACUACUCGACGAAUGGCAGUGAGGGUCACACGAUACCUGACGUUUGUGGACAAUCGAGGUAUAGGGGCGGAAGACAUUGUGAAGGAAGGUGCUGCAGAUGAACUCAUAAUUCAAUUAGAGGGAAAGCGCUCGUUUGCUAGUGAA
Strongylocentrotus purpuratus (purple sea urchin) is the source of this 894-nucleotide messenger RNA. Its product is annotated as vicilin-like seed storage protein At2g18540. The record is from RefSeq and is a predicted model, not a curated record. The annotation marks the transcript as partial. The transcript is spliced from 2 exons. Lineage: Eukaryota; Metazoa; Echinodermata; Echinoidea; Camarodonta; Strongylocentrotidae.